Molecule: messenger RNA, 2555 nt
Organism: Boleophthalmus pectinirostris (great blue-spotted mudskipper)
Lineage: Eukaryota; Metazoa; Chordata; Actinopteri; Gobiiformes; Gobiidae
Product: zinc finger protein 84-like
Exons: 2
Coding region: 111-797 (228 amino acids)
Biological process (GO): regulation of transcription by RNA polymerase II
Molecular function (GO): RNA polymerase II cis-regulatory region sequence-specific DNA binding; DNA-binding transcription factor activity, RNA polymerase II-specific
Source: RefSeq, a predicted model, not a curated record
UAAGCCGGGUCAAGUCCGUCGGAGCGAUUUUGGCAGACACCACCCGGAAGACGCCGCCGCAGUUGGUCCGAGCCGCCCGCCGCCAUCGAGCAACAAGAUCCACCAACAGAAUGGGGUUCACAUGUGACAAGUGUGGAAAGGUGUGGCCAAAUCUUUCCAGACUGAAAAGACACUACAGAAGCCACACAGGAGAAAGACCAUACAGGUGUGACCAGUGUGAGGCGAGAUUUAUAAACAUCAGUGGCCUCCAUCAACAUAUGAGAACUCACACAGGAGAGAAACCAUACAGCUGUGACCAGUGUGGAAAGGCGUUUAUACAAUCUGGUCAUCUCCGUCAGCAUAUGAGAAGUCACACAGGAGAGAAACCAUACAGCUGUGACCAGUGUGGAAAGGAAUAUACAAGCCCUGCUGUCCUCCGUCAACAUAUGAGAAUCCACACCGGGGAAAAACCAUACAAAUGUGAUGUUUGUGAAAAGAGAUUUUCACAGUCAUCCCACCUUGUAUCACAUAUGAGAACUCACACUGGAGAGAAGCCAUACGAGUGUGACCAGUGUGAGAAGGCGUUUCGAGGAUCUAAUGCCCUUGUACGACAUAUGACAAUCCACACUGGAGAGAGGCCACACGAGUGUGACCAUUGUGGGAAAAGGUUCUCUACAUCAACCAAUCUCAAAGCACACAUAAGAACUCACUCCUGGGUCAUAGUAUAUGAGUGUGACCAGUGUGAAAAGACUUUUAAAACAUCCCAGCAGCUCUCCAGUCACUACAGAACGCACACAGGAGAUGAACCAGACGACUGAAGAAAGAGGGGAAGGCUUUCAGGUCUGUGAGGAACAUGUCCAAAUCUUCCAGACUGAAAAGAAAAGCUGCAGCUGUGACCAGUGUGGAAGGACUAUGAGAAAACCUGCUCAUCUGAAGCUGCACCCUCUUGAACACACUGAAGGAGAAAGAGCUGCUGAGGCCGGAUCAAGUGAAACUAAAGUCAGACUCAAAAAGGAACAGAUCAGGCUUCAGAGACUCCAGACUGUGGAGUUGAGCUGUGUGUAGUGUGAAAAAUUAAAAGCUUAAGCUGAUAUGUACAGGUUUCUUUUUUUUUUAUUAUUAUUAUUAUUAGACAGAGGUUUUAGCAGACUGUAUUGUUUUUACAGUGAAGAAUAAGAUGAACUAACUUUAGCUCAGGGAUGGUCCCUCUGUUUAAAAAGAGGGACUGGAGGGUGUGUUCCAAGUUAGGGCUGUCGUGAUAACCACAAAAUGAAUCACUGCGGUGCAUGUUGGACCACCACCAGCACACUAUGUGACCAACGUGACCCGACCCAGAGUCCUGCACGGGUAAAUUUUUGGAGACCCACACCAGCCCGGACCCGUUAACAUUCCACCUGUUACCCACCUGUGCCCGUGAUAAAUCACACACAGAUUAAAAUCAUUCUAACUGAAGCAUCCAUCAGAAUAGGAAAUGAAAAGUUACGACUUAAAGAAUUACAAUCACGAAAGGAAACACUUACGUUUUCUUCAGUACAAAUACAAAUUCACAGACACGACUCGACAAUCAUCACUUCACAGGCUUUUUUCACUGAGCAGAAGAAACACUCAUCGAGAUGCUGCACUUUUCCACCACACGCUAUGGACUGAACCAGGACUAAUCUAGGACUGAUUCCUGGACUGACCCAGGACUGACUGUUGGGACGGGCUCAGAGUUGUGGCCAUUGAGACUGUUGGGUGACCACAGAUGAAAGGGCCGGUGUAGAGCUCCACGCCCCAUGGAGAUAAGGACAACCAUCACCCGAUCGCGCUUUGCAGACACCCUGCUCCGCAAGCUCGGAGUUCUCUCUCUUAAGUCCAAGAUUAGUUGUGGUUUUGCUGUUGAGCUGUUAUAAUGCACCGCAGGAGAAAUUGCCUCACCACGACAGCCCUAUUCCAACUACAGGGGGAUCACACUCCUCUGCCUCACCGGUCAGGUCUAUUCCAGGGGACUGGAGAGGAGAAUCCGGCCGAUAGUUGAACCUCGGAUCCAGGAGGAGCAGUGUGGUUUUUGUCCUGGUUGUGGAACACUGGACCAGCUCUACACUCUCCAUCACGUGCAAGUUUGUCCAACGGUGUUUGACCGUGUUCCUCGUGGUGUCCUGUGGGGGGCGCUCUGGGAGAAUUUAUUUUAACUACACAUGCUGUAAGAUGGUUAAUAAGUUUACAAUAGAAAGUAUGUUACCAUGGCUUAUUAAACUUUUUGUAAGACAUCUGGCUGAUUCUUUCGUGCUGAUUCUUUUCCCUGCAGCAGGUCAAUACAGACAGCACCCCCCUAGUAUAUUUUUCAUAGAGGAAAGAGGUUUUGAGAUAUCUGUUGAAAAAUUGAUUGAGACUAUCAAGUCGAGAUGUGACAGGUAAAGAAAAAAGGAAACUCAAGCUGCUGCCGGGUUUUUUUUUCUGAAAUAAAGCCCUUUGUUUUAAGAUGCACAAUUCAGCCAUUUUAUUUAUUUUCUCUAAUUCAUUUUAAACUGCAGCCCUGUAUAUAAUGUAGACCUACUGUGUGUUUCGGUGUUAAAAAUAAAUUUUGUUGAAAUGUU